This is a messenger RNA of Megalops cyprinoides (Indo-Pacific tarpon), 4355 nucleotides long. It is a transcript of the gene zbtb11, whose product is annotated as zinc finger and BTB domain containing 11. The record is from RefSeq and is a predicted model, not a curated record. The transcript is spliced from 11 exons. Bases 202 to 3636 code for a protein of 1144 amino acids. Gene Ontology annotation, biological process: regulation of immune system process; regulation of cytokine production; negative regulation of transcription by RNA polymerase II. Lineage: Eukaryota; Metazoa; Chordata; Actinopteri; Elopiformes; Megalopidae. Gene Ontology annotation, molecular function: protein binding.
CCCUCACGGUCGAAAACAGCAGUUCCCCCUUGGAAGUUAUAUACAAAUAUUGCGAUUUUAUUGACGCGUCCAUCUUCUGUGACAACUGAUAACUGAUCAAAAAUUGUAAUACAACUUUGCGAUCGGGGAAAGGCUUCUUCCUUCGCCGUAUGCAGCAGAUGUUUGUUGUGUAAGCGCUUGUUGAGGGUCGGAGGGGUAGCUAUGUCGAGCGAGGAGAGCUACCUGGCAAUCCAACGGUAUCUCACCGACGAGCGGGAGCCGUAUGCGCCAGGCACUCAGGGCAAUGCCAAGAGGAAGAUUCGCAAGGCGGCCACAUGCUAUGUGGUGCGGAACGGGACGUUGUACUACCAGCGGCGGCAGAAAGGCCUGGACGAGUUCACCGAACUGGAAGUGGUGCUGCAGGCCGGGCGGCGGAAGGAACUCAUCGACGAGGCGCACAUCACUGCCGGAGGGGAGCACCUCAACCAACAUCAGACCUGGGACACAAUAUCUCAAAAGUACUGGUGGAGAGGCAUCUUGAAACAGGUGAAGGACUACAUCAGAGAAUGUGCCCAAUGCCAGGGCAAGCAGGAACGAGUGCGUGGCUGGGCGGAGGAAACCACGGGGGCGCCCCUUGGUCGGAGACGAGGGAGGCGCAGGGCGACUCCUGCACAUGACAGCGAUGAGGAGAACGAGGAAGAGGAGGAGGAAGAUGUCAGCCUUUCUGAGCAACAGUCCAUCCAGAAGUCCUCCAAGAGCCCCAGUGCCACAGCCAAACAUGAGCUUGUCUUUGUGGACAGUAAAGGCAUCGUGAAGCAGUUUCUGCCCAAGCAUGGGCAGACUACACUGGACAAGCUAAACCAGCAGCGCCUCCAGAAUCAGUUCUGUGACAUCACACUGCUGAUCGAGGGAGAGGCAUUUCGCGCCCACAAGUCUGUGCUGGCUGCCUGUAGCGACUACUUUAGCCAGCUCUUUGUUGAAAAGGGUGCCGUGUCCAGCCACGAGGCAGUGGUUGACCUCUCAGGCUUCAGUAAGUCCAGUUUCCUGCCACUGCUGGAGUUUGCCUACACCUCCAGCCUGAGUUUCAACUUCUGUGUAAUGGCAGAAGUGGCCACGCUAGCGCGCCACCUGCUGAUGGCUGAGGUGCUGCAGCUCUGCGAGUCCGUACACAAGCAGGUGGAAGAGCAGAAGCUCAUGGUCUACCAGAAAGGAGACGUCCACACCGUGGUGUCCAGCCCGACCCUGACAUCCCAGGCCCCAUCGGAAGAGGGAGGGACGUACGUGGUGACUGUGCACACUGACGGCCAAGCUGUCAUGACGGAGUCCCUGGCUGUAGUUGCUCCCAGCGGUGAUGUAGCGUUAGGAGAGUCCCUGGCUGUAGUCACUCCUAGUGGGGACGUUGUCGCGGGGGAACCCAUUGCAGUAGUCACUCCUGACGGGGAUGUGGCUUCAGCUGAGUCCCUCGCUGUAGUCACCUCUGGUGGGGAGGUGGAGGCAGGCGAGUCUCUGGCUAUGGUCAUUCAGGGAGCGGAAGUGGGAGCAGGCGAGACGCUGGCUGUGGUCUCAGCCUGCUGGCCAGCAGAAGAGUCUCAGGCAGGCAACAUUCCAGCAGAGGCAGGGGGGUUGGGGAAGGGUCCAGAGCCAGGGGCCUUCAUCAUUAGUGUGGAUCCUGGGAAGGUGGCUCCAACGGAGGUGGUGCGGCUGGCAGCCACAGCGCCCUCUACAGCGCAGGAGGAGGUGCCAGACCCGGCUCCUGCGCCCCCCAGACGAAAGCGGGGUCGUCCCGCCAAGGUGAAGCAGGAAGUGGUGUUGGUGGAGGAGCCUGCAGAGGUACAAGAAAGCAGUCCAGCCCCCAAGGGAGCACCGGAGGUGGAGGAGAACCUGGCAGAUGACACUUACAAGAGCCGCCUACGUCAGCGGUCUCUGGGAGAGGGAGAAUACGUCCGCAUGCACAUGGGUCUGGAAGGACAACAGCAGGACAGGAAGGCAGGAGCGCAGCCCCCUCGAUCUGCUGUCCAGAAGGUGGCUCAGAGGCUUGUUAAGCGAGGCCGGCUGAUACAGCCCACCAGAAAGCGGGAGGCGGGGACCGGAGCGGAGGAGCAGGCCGCCACAGGGGUGCCGGAGCCAGAGGGCGGGGCAGAGGGAGAGCACACGUGUGCAGAGUGUGGGCUGGUGUUCCAGCGGCGCUACGACCUGAUCAUGCACACGCUGAAGCACGAGAAGACACGUGGCUACAAGUGCAACCUGUGCAAUAAGGAGUUCCAGUACGCCGCCUCGCUGCGCGCCCACCUCGCCCGGCACAAGCGGCAGAAGAGCCAGCGGACGGCGGCGGCGGGCCGGGCGCCCCUGGAGGACGAGGACGCCGGCGACAGCAAGGCCAAGGGGCGCACCAAGAGGGAGUUCGUGUGCGACAUCUGCGGCAAGACGCUGCCCAAGCUCUACUCGCUGCGCAUCCACAUGCUGAACCACACGGGCGUGCGCCCCCACACCUGCAGGGUGUGCGGCAAGUCCUUCGCCCACAAGCACAGCCUGAAGAUGCACCGCGCGCUCCACGACGCGCUCAAGCAGUUCCACUGCACGCUCUGCGACAAGUCCUUCGUCAGCAAGAGGAGCCUGGAAGAGCACACCAGCAUCCACACCGGUGAGUCCAAGUAUCUAUGUACAACAUGUGGGAAAUCUUUCCACCGAGCGUCAGGACUGAGCAAGCACCUGAAGAGACACCAACCAAGACCUGAGGUGCGCGGGUUCCCCUGUUCCCACUGUGAUAAGAGUUUCUACGAGGCGAAGGACCUCCAGCAGCACAUGAACAAGCACCUGGGGCUGAAGCCCUUCCAGUGCCAGGUGUGUGGGAAGUGUUAUAGCUGGAAGAAGGACUGGUACUCGCACGUCAAGUCCCACAGUGUGGCCGAGCCUUUCAAGUGUAAUAUCUGUGGAAAGGAGUUCUUUGAGAAGGCUUUGUUCCGGAGGCAUGUGAAAAAGGCAACUCAUGGGAAGAAGGGACGAGUGAAGCAGAACCUUGAGAGAGAGUGUGAGCACUGCGGCAGGAAGUUCACCCAGCUGAGAGAGUACCGACGCCACAUCAACAACCACCAGGGUGUGAAGCCCUUCGAGUGCCUGACGUGCGGCGUGGCGUGGGCCGACGCCCGCUCCCUGAAGCGGCACGUGCGCACGCACACGGGCGAGCGGCCGUACGUGUGCCCCGUGUGCCAGGACGCCCACAUCGACGCGCGCACGCUGCGCAAGCACAUGACCAAAUACCAUGGCGACUACAUCCCCGGCAAGAUCAUGCUGGAGAAGGACACGCUGCAGUUCCACAAUCAGGGCACGCAGGUGGAGCACGCCAUCAGCAUCCUGGCCCCCGACCUGCCCCCUGAGCUGCAGCCGCCCAACCACCAGGUGGCCGACGAGGAGAUCGAGACUGUGCUGGUCACCGAGGAGACGGUGGAGGCGGUGCAGGCGGUGGUGGGCGGGCCCGAUGACACCGCGGCCGCCGUGUCCACGCUGUCAGACCAGAGCAUCAUGCAGGUGGUGAACUACGUGCUGUCGCAGCAGGCCGCGCAGACCACCGGGCCCAAGCUGGAGGAGGGCUCGCCCCACGCGCCCGAUCUCAUUCAGACUGUGGAGGUGGAGGUGGCCCACGUAGCCGAGGUGGAGUGACGGCACAGGCUACAGGCAACGCCACAUCCCUCGCCGCUACCCUCAACAUAACUGACUCGCUUUAGCCAGCUGCAGUGCUGCGGAGCUGCACACAGCAUGCUCUGAUUGGUGGAAUGGAAACCAAUGAUGCGUUAGACUCACAGACCAGGAGCAGUAACUAGUGAAUUUCAUUUUGCGUCUUCUUAAACUUACAUGGACGACACCCGAGGAAUUAUAUACAUUUACACACCUUUUCUCCUAUAUACAUAUACUUUUAUGGUGUUCUGGUGUCAGUGUUAUGUUCUUCAGGUUUACUAUAUCCUGCCAGUUUAGGGUGUAGUCUGGUUAACACUGGACAGCCACCGAGACUCAUCUCCAGCAUCAGAUUCCGUCAGUAGAAUAUUCUCGUCGGCCAGAAUGUGGCUGUACCUCCAGAAGAAUGGCUUUGUUUAUUUGUGUGUUGUAGAAUAUGCGGCUGUGAAGUCCCCUCUAGUCCACCUGGCUUCAGGCAACACCUUUGUAAAUACUUCUGCUCAGUGCAAAGAGAACCUAAUAAAAGGGGAAGAAACUGCUGUGUGUCCAUUUCCUCUGAUGGAUUUUGCUUUCCAAGGCCACUGUCGUCUCUAAAUCCACCUGAGAUGUGUGUGUGUGCUGACAGUGAUAUGAGCAGUGGUCCAGGCACCCAUGUUUUUCACAAAAAUAGUCAUGUGGAAGUCAUCUGUAAUAAGGAUGUUUUGCAG